This is a messenger RNA of Fusarium venenatum, 2337 nucleotides long. The record is from RefSeq and is a predicted model, not a curated record. Lineage: Eukaryota; Fungi; Ascomycota; Sordariomycetes; Hypocreales; Nectriaceae.
AUGAGGUUGUCAAGUCUCAUCUCUCGGCAUGGCUCCGUCCUACGCCGAUGCUCCGUAGCCGGAGCCCGGCCGAUGUGUUCUCACUCUCAACGCCGACUCAUGAGCUCUUCCUUGGCUGGUGUGAAAGAGCUUCUCAAAGUCUCGGACGAGAUUGCCGAUGCUGUUGCCACUAACAAGCCUAUCGUUGCGCUCGAGUCAACCAUCUACACUCACGGAGCUCUGGGCAAUGAGCUUGCUCUUCAACAUUCCGAUCUUGUUCGCAGCAAUGGAGGAAUUCCCGCUAUCAUUGCCAUUGUCGAUGGUGUGCCUACUGUUGGUGCCACAGCCUCUGAUAUUCUCCGCAUGAUUGAGAGCGGAAGUGCUGUCAAGGCGUCUAGGCGAGAUAUUGCCUAUCUUGCAGGAAUGGGCUUGACUGGAAAGAAGAUCCAUGGUGGAACUACCAUCUCCGGAACUAUGCUUCUGGCAAGACUAGCAGGUAUCCGUGUCUUUGGAACUGGCGGCUUGGGUGGUGUUCAUCGCGGCGGCCAUGACUCGAUGGACGUUUCUGCUGAUCUCACUGAGCUCGGACGAACCAGAGUUGCUGUCAUCAGCAGUGGCUGCAAGGGCUUCCUCGAUAUUCCCAGGACCCUCGAGUUCCUCGAGACCCAGGGUGCUCACGUCUCAACCUUUGCCGAUGGUCGAUCAGGAAAGAUUGAGUUCCCUGCUUUCUGGGCUCGGGACAGUGGCAUCAAGAGUCCUUCUGUAGUCCACACCGAAAAGGAGGCUGCUGCCAUCAUCCUCGCGCAGGAGAGGCUCGGUAUUGAGUCAGGCUUGCUCUUCGCAAACCCCAUCCCCGAGGAGUUUGGUAUCCCUGCCCCUGAGAUGCAGUCAUACAUCGAGCAGGCUGUCAAGGAGGCCAACGAGAAGGGCUUCACUGGAAGCGCCAACACCCCCUAUAUCCUGGGCAGGCUCAAGGAGCUCACGGGAGAGAAGGCCGUCAUCGCCAACAAGGCGCUGGUAACCUCCAAUAUCACCCGGGCCACCAACAUCGCUGUCGAACUCUCACGGUUGUUGUCUUCUGGUUCUGAGCCAGUCAAGACUUUCAAUUCAUUUCCUGUCGCUCCAUCUGCUGCUCCAUCUGAGCUCAAGGAACCCGAAGUAGCGUCCGAGAGCAAGGCUGAUAUUCUUGUUGCUGGCUCCGUAGCUAUUGAUCUAAGCUGUGACUAUGCGCCCAAGUCGGGUGGUUCUUCGCCCGUCCUCCAUACCUCCAACCCAUCGAGUAUCAGCCAGUCCAUUGGAGGUGUCGGCCAUAAUGUAGCGCUCGCUGCCCACUCCGUCAGCAAACAUGCUCGAGUGCGGCUUUGCAGCAUGGUUGGCGAUGAUGUUGCUGGCAAGACUGUCCUGAAUGGACUUCAGGCCUCUGGCUUGGACACAACCUAUAUCCGAACACUUGGUAAUGAGUAUCAUGGUUCAAACAGAACGGCCCAAUACGUCGCUGUGAAUGACGCCAACAAGAAUUUGGUCAUGGCAAUGGCCGAUAUGGGCAUCUUCACACACCACUCGUUCCCCGAGUAUUGGAAGUCUGCUGUGCGAGGAACCAAGCCCAAGUGGUUGGUAGUGGACGGCAACUGGAGUGAGAGGGACAUUCGGGCAUGGCUCAAGGCUGGCCAAGACCAAGACUGUAAGGUCGCCUUCGAGCCUGUGUCUACAGCCAAGUCCAUGAAUCUUUUCUGCCCCCAAAAGGGCCACCCCAAACUUCGAGUCUUCCCUAAGCCUACGGUGGACAUUGCAUCCCCCAACAGUUAUGAGCUGGAAGCUAUGUACUCUGCAGCUCGCGAUAACGGCUACUUUGAAGCGCCUGAGUGGUUUGACAUUAUCGACGCUUUUGGCAUGCGAGGUGCUCGACAGCGCUUUGUCCACAUCACCUCAGCGGAGCUGACUGAUGCUGGUGUUCCUGUACAGUCUGUUCAAUUACUUCCCUACAUCCCUACUAUCGUGACAAAGCUUGGCCCUCAGGGUGUUCUUCUGACCACUAUCCUCGGAAGAGACGAUCCCCGAUUAAGGGAUCCCGACUCGGAAGAAUACAUUGUCGCCCGCUCAAUGAGCCACCCAACAGUUGGUGGACUUUACAUGCGACUAUUUUCCGCUGCCGAAAAGGUUCAAAACAUCGUUUCUGUUAACGGCGUUGGUGAUACUUUCUUCGGUGUCUUGAUCUCUGGUUUGGCGCAGGGAGGGAAAGUCGAGAACCUUAUCGAUGUUGCUCAAGCAGGCUCAUGUUUAACUUUGAAGUCUCACGAGUCCGUUAGUCCCGACUUGCACCGACUGGAAAGUGUCUUGGCACAGGCCGCAGCUCAAUAA